Molecule: messenger RNA, 2952 nt
Organism: Neofelis nebulosa (Clouded leopard)
Lineage: Eukaryota; Metazoa; Chordata; Mammalia; Carnivora; Felidae
Product: HLA class II histocompatibility antigen, DO alpha chain-like
Exons: 5
Coding region: 64-816 (250 amino acids)
Biological process (GO): positive regulation of T cell activation; immunoglobulin production involved in immunoglobulin-mediated immune response; antigen processing and presentation of exogenous peptide antigen via MHC class II
Cellular component (GO): MHC class II protein complex; membrane
Molecular function (GO): MHC class II protein complex binding
Source: RefSeq, a predicted model, not a curated record
CUCCUUCCUUUAAGACCUACCACAGCCCCACACCAAAACUUACUUGGUUAAAGCAUAAGGGCAAUGGUCCUCAGUGGGGGGCUAGUCCUGGGACUCCACACCUUGAUGAGCCUCCUGAGCCCCCAUGAAGCCGGGGCCAUCAAGGCUGAUCACAUGGGCUCCUAUGGACCAGCCUUCUACCAAUCCUAUGGUGCCUCGGGUCAGUUUGCCUAUGAAUUUGAUGGGGAACAGCUGUUCUCUGUGGAGCUGAAGAAGAGGGAGGCUGUGUGGCGUUUGCCUGAGUUUGGCAACUUCGCCUACUUUGACCCACAGAAUGGGCUGGCCAGCAUCGCGGUGAUCAAAGCCCAUCUGGAUGUCUUGGUGGAACGCUCCAACCGCACCAGAGCCACCAACGUGCCUCCGAGGGUGACUGUAUUCCCCAAGUUUCGAGUGGAGCUGGGCCAGCCCAAUGUCCUCAUCUGCAUGGUGGACAACAUCUUCCCCCCUGUGAUCAAUAUCACCUGGCUGCGCAAUGGUCAAAUAAUCACCGAGGGGGUGGCCCAGACCAGCUUCUAUUCCCAGCCUGACCAUCUGUUCCGCAAGUUCUACUACCUGACCUUCGUGCCUUCAGCAGAUGACAUGUAUGACUGCAAGGUGGAGCACUGGGGCUUGGACGAGCCACUCUUCAGGCACUGGGAGCCCCAGAUGCCUAUCCCGCUGCCAGACACCACUGAGACUCUGGUCUGUGCCCUCGGCCUGGCCCUCGGCCUGGUGGGCUUUCUUGUGGGCACCACUCUCAUCAUCAGAGGCACAUGCUUGUCCAGUGCCCCCAGGUAACCAACCUUCUGAGAAAAACAGAUUGUAGGAGAUAGACAACUGAUGGACUCCUCGCAAGUUUCUGACAGCCUUUGUGUACUCAGUGCCUCCGUCUGCUAAGUAUAUCACCACUGUGCUGACUUUGGAUGGGAUCAGCCUCUGUCCUGUAGGUCUCCUCUCUUGGAUCUGGUACUCACUGCAGGACUUGUGGGGCAGCAACCAGUGCCCCUUCUCACCCCAACACACACACACACACACACACACACACACACACACACACACACACAUCUUGCUCUACUCAAAGCUCUGGCUAGCAGCAGUAAAUUUUUUAAUUGUGUUUGGACUAUAUGCUUUCUACCAGGUCUUGGCCAGUUCUCUCAGGGUGUGAAGGAUACUAGGACCUAGAAGAGGGGAUUCCAGGUGAUGACCAUUUAGCACAACCAUUUCAUACUUGGGGUUGGCCGCCAUCCUCAGGCCAGUCCAGCUAUAUCUUGUUCCAUUUGACUCAUCCGUUUGGGGCCUGUCGUGUGUUACUUGUGAAUGGGCCAUUUCAUGAGGACUUCAUGAAAUUUACCUUCUGAAUUCAGAUUUUCCCUCAAAGGAGUUGCCAGGAGAGGAAAGGUUCAUGAGAAUUCUACUCUUUUCUGGAUUUACUCCAUAAUGAAGAGGCCUUUGGUGUCUGGGCAUAAUCUACAGUGUCAUCUCCUUUUUCCAAAUCCCCUAGAAUCCCAGGCGGCUUGGAUAACAUGGUUACUUCCUUAACCUGGGGUCAAUCAUAUUAGUAGAAGACCUAUCCACAUAUUUAGAGAAAGUUCAAGUGGAUCUCUCUUUUAGUGGUUUUCAAACUGGAAUGUAUGUAAGAAUCAGUUGGGGGCCUUUUAAUAAGCGCAGGCCUCACCCAGAUCUACUGAAUUAGCAUCUUAGAGGUGGAGAGAGUGGUAACAGUCUUUAAUUUUUAACAAGUUCCAGAUGAUGCUGAUGCAGCCAUCCUAGACUUAGACUGUGGUCUGGUACAUGAGACCCACUGACAUAGCCUGAUGCUAUUGGAAGAGGGGAUCCUUGAGGUCUGAGGUUGUCCAGGAAACCUUUCUGGAGAACCUAAGUCUUUUAGGGCAUAAAAGUUGAGGCAGAUACAAGUAAGUAGGGCAAGAUGGGGAUUGGCAUUGUGAGCAUUAGUCCUGGAGAAGAAAGAAACCAAGAGAUCAUGUAGACUUUCCAAGAGACAAUAAAUUGAAAGAAAUCAGUGGCCAGAAGAAGACCCUAUUGGAAGCGGGGGAGGGUUGUCCUAAUCAAGACUUUUGUUUUCCAGUAGUAGAAUCCCUCUUAAAAUGAUCACAGACAUAAGGAGAGGAUGUUUACAAUAAAGAUACAGGAGUGGUGCCUGAACCAAGGGUGGGUUUUAGCCAAGCCUAAGGGAACAGAACUCAAACUGAAAAGCCAGUAGAAUCUAGAACAAUCUCUCUUGCUCUCUCUCUGGGCCAUAUGGUCUGUGUUAUCCCUCUAAUGUUAGCCAUAUUAGCCAUAUUCUUCUCUCUCUGUGGACUACCCUUUUCAGCUAAUAUGUUCACCUGCAGUUCCUGAGUUUGUACAUCACCUCAGCUCUACCCAUCCACCACUAUCUCCCAGUAACAAUUUUAAAUUAUUAAAAAAACAAACGGAUGUCCACAUUUGAGGCAGUUGCCCAUCCCAGUCCGAAGUACUGUAACCAGAGGCAUAAGAUCCACAGUACAAACGUGGCUACCGAGCACCCACCUCUGAGGAGAGGGGUUGGAUCAUUCUCAGAGAAAGAAGAAUUGGUUGGUUCUCAGAAGACAUCUCAACAUAAGUUUGUCCCCAACAUGCCCUGAUCUCUGCUGAUCUUUUGCUUUUCAAAAGUUAACUUGAUCAUCCUCAGAAAGAUGCUUCUCUGAUCUCUGCCCUAGUGUUUAAUAAGGUCACUAAAAGUUUCAUUUUGGGACACCUGUGUGGCUCAGUUGGUUAGGCGUCCCACUCUGGAUUUCGGCUCAGGUCAUGAUCUGACAGUUCAUGGGAUGGAGCCUGACGUCAGGCUCUGUGCUAACAGCCUGGAGCCUGCUUGGGAUUCUCUCUUUCCCUCUCUCUCUGCCUCUCCCCUGCGGAUGCUCUCUGUCUCUCUAAAUAAAUAAAUAAAUAAAUAAA